Messenger RNA from Ruditapes philippinarum (Manila clam), 3773 nucleotides. RefSeq names its product sodium-coupled monocarboxylate transporter 1-like. The record is from RefSeq and is a predicted model, not a curated record. Gene Ontology annotation, cellular component: membrane. Gene Ontology annotation, molecular function: symporter activity. NCBI's taxonomy places the organism in Eukaryota, Metazoa, Mollusca, Bivalvia, Venerida, Veneridae. Bases 83 to 1921 code for a protein of 612 amino acids. The transcript is spliced from 2 exons. Gene Ontology annotation, biological process: sodium ion transport; transmembrane transport.
UAAGGACGCUUCUAAAGACGGAGGUUGUAUAUAAGUGGGAGAUUUCGCGUAUUUUUUUUACAAAGUUCAUUAUAAAGGCAGUAUGGAGGACAGUACAGUUCUCAGAGUUUUUGGAAUAGCGGAUUAUCUUGUGUUUGGCGCCCUGAUUACAAUUUCUAUCGCAAUAGGAAUAUUCUUUGCCAUUAAGGACAAGAAACAUAUUUCGUCAGCGAACUACUUUCUAGGAGACCGGAAGUUAAAGGCAAUUCCCCUUGGCUUAUCGUAUGUAGUGACAUUCCAAUCCUCAAUUAUUUUGUUAGGGUCUCCUGCAGAAGUCUAUGUUUAUGGUCUGCAAUAUGCUAUACAAAUGAUUGGAGUAUUGGCGGCAUUUUACCUUGCUGCCGUAAUCGUGGUGCCGCUGUUUCAUCCAUUGAAGAUUACAAGCGUGUAUGAAUAUUAUCAGCUUCGAUACGGGACUAAAUCUGUACGAUAUCUUGGCGUGAUUCUGGGAGUUUUGUAUUACACUCUUUAUAUGGGUGUAGUGUUAUUUGGAACUGCAUUAGCUCUUGAGUCGACUACAGGUCUACCUAUUUGGAUUUCAAUCGUGACAUUUUCUGCCGCCGCUUCUUUAUACACGUCUAUUGGUGGGAUAAAAGCCGUCGUUUGGACCGACGUGUUUCAGUCAAUAGUGAUGUUUAGCGGCAUUCUUGCAGUUAUCAUUAAAAGCACCAUUAGCGCUGGAGGGCCAUCUCAAGUUGCACACAUCAGUAAAGAUCGCAUAAACCUGUUCAACUUUAACCCAGAUCCGACCAUUCGACAUACAUUCUGGACAUUGGUUAUAGGCACUAUACCCCAAUUCUUUUAUCCAGCAGUAACGCAGGCCGGGGUACAGCGAAUAAUUUCCACACCGCACGUGAAUGUGGCAAAAAGAAUGUUAUACAUUGCUGCUCCUAUCUACUGCAUUGUCUGGGUAGUUGUUAUGUUUGAGGGCAUAUCAGUAUACGCAUAUCACAGUUUGAAAGGCUGUGACCCUUUGGCGUCUGGUCAAAUAACCAACCCGAAUCAAAUUAUCCCAUUUACAAUACUAGAAAUGUUUCAUGAUUUUCACGGAAUGUCCGGCUUAUUUAUAGCAGCUCUUGCAGCGGCUUCUCUCAGCACGAUUUCAUCGGGAUUAAGCGGUCUCGCGGCGGUUACGUGCGUAGAUGUGUUAAGGGUUCUUAAGCCAAGUAUCGACGACCGGAAAGCCACAAACAUAUCAAAACUGUUUGUUUUAAUGUAUGGAAUAAUAUCAGCCUGUCUUGCCUUUUUCUUGUCGAACGUAAAAGGUCCACUGGGUGAAAUAAUGGCUGGAUUCACUGGGGCUGUUGCUGGACCGGAAACAGGAAUGUUUCUUGUCUCCGUGUUCUUCCGACGAGCCCGGCAUCAAGCCGUUUUCUUUGCGACUUGUGUUGGGUUAAUAUUUAGUCUAUGGCUUAUAUUUGGACAAACGUUCUCUUCAGACUUAGCCAGAACGCCGUAUUUGCCUUUGGGACCAACGGACCAGUGUCCUAUCAGAACAAAAAAUGCCUCGUAUUUUAAUUUUGAAAAUUCACAAGUUGCUAAUAUCACGACAUCGGCAGCAACUUUCUCUCCGGAGGCUUCCGAGACGAAACCGUUGUCCUCCAUCAGCAUGUUCUAUUCAAUAUCAUAUAUGUAUUUUCAUUUAAUCGGAACAAUUUUAACAAUAUUUGUUGCAGUUAUUGGAAGUAUUCUACCUUUACCAAUCUACCAGCCUAUACAAAAAGUCAACGAAAGCUGUGUCUUGCCGUUCUCCAUAUUUGUUCCAUCGUUCCUAAAGAAGUGUUAUGAUAAUUGCAGGGGGGAUAAUCAAGUUAAGAAGACUAGCGAUUAUGCGGGUGAAAAUGAGAAUAUGUUAAGAAAAGAAGAAAGUACAAAUAUAUAACAUUAUUAAGCCGCGUUUUUUUUUAUAAAUUUUAGAUCAUUUUUUUUCUCUAAAGUUUUGAAAUUUCUUUUCAUGAAAUGCUUAUAGGUUCUGCACAUUUUUGUAAUAUUUGUUUUGUAAGUUGUUUAGGCAUUGUUUCUCCAAAAUAGUUUGUUUAUUUUCACGGAAUAUAUUUUGAUAUUUGGUCUUGGAGUUGCUCACUGUCAUUUUUAUGUUCACCGUGAAAUCAUUUUUUCGUUUGAUAUGUUUGUAUCUUUUAAAUGUUUAUAUUUGUUUUGUAAAGUGUUUGUUCUUUAGGUCUCUUAAAACGUUUCAUUUUUUCCACAUGAAAUGUUAAUAUAUUCAGUUUACGAAUUGUUGGUAAAAUAUCAAGACAUAUGUUAUACAGUGUAACUUCGGAAAACCGAACACUUGUGGGACUAGCCAAAAAGUGGAAGUUUCCGAAUUCAGAAGUUCUGAUUUAUCUAAAGAAGUAAAAACAUUAACCAUCAAUUGUUUUAUUAAGACAUGAUAAAUGAUAAAAUUAAUAAAAUGGCAAAAUUAUAGAACUGUUAAAACGUUUAUAAUUAUAUCAAAUUUCAUUAUCACCUAUAACAGACUUUGUUUAUGAAAUAGCACAAUGUUUUGUAUCACAGUUUAUCCCUAAGUAUAUUUCAUGUUGUACUGGCUAUUAAAGCGGCACGCCUCCAUAUUCAUGCUAAUUUUCAUGAAAAAUUUGAAAAUGUUUUUAAAAGUAAAUUAUUAUGAAAUGAACAAAGAAAGUAAUAAACACAUUGGAAUCGGCACUUACAAUCAGAGUAAAUUACCACAAAGAAAUAAAAAUAUGCAAAAAUAGCCUCUACUGCGUUAGUAACGCAGUAGAAAUACAGUGAUAAAUAAUCAGUCAUUAAUUGCACAUAAGAUAUAUAUUAAAAGUUGAAUCAUUAAUAUAAUCACUUAAAAUCUUAGUACAUUUAUCCAAAGUUUAAUUUUCUUGAAAUAGUUGGGCUCAUCUGGAGGCAUGCACCUUUAACCUGUCAUCGUUGUUUUCCAUCACAAAUGAUUCAUAGGUUGUGAUUCUAAUAUGACUGUGUCAAGAUAAAUGGUAAAUGCUAAUUGGAAGAUACUAUGGCAUGUUAAACGUUGCAAAAUUCAAUAAAUCUUUUUUUUGUCUAUAACCAAUAUUUUAUAUUGUAUAACUAAAAUCUAUAUUCUAUACCAUAAUAUUUAUUCAAUCCUACUGAAUAUUUGUUCAACAUGAAACUAUUUGUAUGCGAUAAUUGUCUAUAUGUAAUAUAAUUGAAAAUAUAUAUUGUACAAUUAAAAAUAUUUAUUGUAUCAAUACUGAAAAAUAUUUAUUCGAUAAUUUGAAUCAUAAGAUAGACCACUCAGCAUAUUUGCAUAUUUUGCAUUUUGCAACGUUUAACAGGCCAUAAGAUACUGCCAUUUGAAGGUUUACAACCGCAAGUAUAAUAUUCCUUCAAAUCCUUUCGAUUUCCGAAUUUUUGAAGUAAACUUGACUUGAUAUAAGCAAAAUUUGAGUAGAAAUUUGUUCGGAAUUCAGAAGUUCCUUAAUUAAAAGGUGUUUAUUAUAUAGAAAACAUAUGAAAAAAAUUUGGAACCCUGAACAAUGUUCGGGUUUAGGAAGUUUCCGAAUUUAUAAGUUCCGAAUUUCGAAGUUACACUGUAAUGUGAAAUAUUUAAAGAAAGCUAAGAAAUGUUCAAACAUGAUCUCUUUAAAAUCUCUCUCUUCUUAUAUUUGAUUUUUACAGGUAUUUUUCUACUUGUAUCAAUGUAUGAAUUAUUGUGAACUAUUUAUAUACAUGUAUAUGUAUCACUUCUUGUAGACUGAUAUAAUAAUAAAAAUAUUUUG